This is a messenger RNA of Colius striatus (speckled mousebird), 5928 nucleotides long. Its product is annotated as guanine nucleotide-binding protein G(q) subunit alpha. The transcript has 8 exons. Gene Ontology annotation, cellular component: heterotrimeric G-protein complex. Gene Ontology annotation, molecular function: G-protein beta/gamma-subunit complex binding; GTPase activity; G protein-coupled receptor binding. Gene Ontology annotation, biological process: action potential; phospholipase C-activating dopamine receptor signaling pathway; adenylate cyclase-modulating G protein-coupled receptor signaling pathway. NCBI's taxonomy places the organism in Eukaryota, Metazoa, Chordata, Aves, Coliiformes, Coliidae. The coding region runs from base 120 to 1199 and encodes 359 amino acids. The record is from RefSeq and is a predicted model, not a curated record.
CUGAGGUCACCGGGCAGCUGCGAGCUCAACCACCCCGCGGGAGCCGAGCUCCCGCUCGAGUGCGCCGGGAGCGGCAGGGAAAUGGGAGGUGGGGGUUGUAUCUGAACCAGUUGGGAAGAAUGACUCUGGAGUCCAUCAUGGCGUGCUGCCUGAGUGAGGAAGCCAAGGAAGCCCGGCGGAUCAACGACGAGAUCGAGCGGCAGCUGCGCCGGGACAAGCGGGACGCCCGCCGGGAGUUGAAGCUGCUGCUGCUGGGCACAGGAGAGAGUGGCAAAAGCACGUUUAUCAAGCAGAUGAGAAUCAUUCAUGGAUCAGGUUACUCUGAUGAAGACAAAAGGGGCUUUACAAAACUGGUGUACCAGAAUAUAUUUACAGCAAUGCAGGCCAUGAUCAGAGCCAUGGAUACCCUCAAAAUCCCGUACAAAUAUGAACAUAACAAGGCUCAUGCACAGUUGGUUCGAGAAGUCGAUGUGGAGAAGGUGUCAACUUUUGAGAACCCAUAUGUAGAUGCAAUAAGAAGCUUAUGGAAUGACCCUGGAAUUCAGGAGUGUUAUGAUAGACGACGGGAAUAUCAGUUAUCAGAUUCAACUAAAUACUAUCUUAACGACCUGGACCGCAUAGCGGAUUCCACCUAUCUGCCAACCCAGCAAGAUGUGCUCAGAGUUCGAGUCCCAACAACAGGGAUCAUUGAAUAUCCAUUUGACUUACAAAGUGUCAUUUUCAGAAUGGUGGAUGUAGGAGGCCAACGAUCGGAAAGAAGAAAAUGGAUACAUUGCUUUGAAAAUGUCACAUCUAUCAUGUUCCUAGUAGCUCUUAGUGAAUAUGAUCAAGUGCUUGUGGAGUCAGACAAUGAGAAUCGAAUGGAAGAAAGCAAAGCACUCUUCAGGACAAUUAUCACAUAUCCGUGGUUCCAGAACUCUUCAGUCAUUCUGUUCUUAAAUAAAAAAGAUCUUUUAGAGGAGAAAAUUAUGUAUUCCCAUCUAGUUGAUUAUUUUCCAGAGUAUGAUGGACCACAACGGGAUGCGCAAGCAGCACGAGAGUUCAUCUUGAAGAUGUUCGUAGACCUGAAUCCAGAUAGUGACAAAAUUAUCUACUCCCACUUCACAUGCGCUACAGACACAGAGAAUAUCCGCUUCGUCUUUGCUGCUGUCAAGGACACGAUCCUACAGUUAAACCUGAAGGAGUACAACCUGGUCUAACUGUGCCUAGAAGGCCCUCCGAAACCAACUUUGUGUGAUUGAAGAUAACACGAGAGGGACUGUAUUAUCUGUGAAACAAUUUGCAUAAUACUAAUUUAUUGCUGGCCUGGACUCUGUGAAUGUCCACAGAGUUUGUAGUUAAUAUUAUGAUUUUAUUUAAACUAUAUGGAGGAAAAACAAAAGAUGCUGAAGUACAUUCACAGCACAUUUCCUCAUUUUUUAGGCAAAACCUUGUGACUCAAUGUGUUUUAAAUUCUCAGUCUAACAUUUACACAGGAUAGCAGUUUUUUUGCUAAUGAAGCAAAAUCAAGCUGGUUUUCUCCUUCCCUGACCCUUUCUCUCUCAUGCCUUCCCCUCCCCUCCGAUCUUUUACCAGGUACAAUGGCCUUUUUUCCCAGUUGCAUUCCUGGGUGAAAUAUUUUCUGUUGAGUUAUUUGGUCAGGAAAAUACUAUCAAUCAGAAUUUAAGUCAUCAGUCAUUCUAGUUCUACCUUAUGUACUCUCUCUGUAGGAUAAAAAGCAUUGCUACUUUGUUUUUUUAAAUUCUUGACAUGGGUGUCUUUGUUCUGUCUUUACUUUGAGACUGGGAUAUUGGGAUUGCAAAAUAGAAUUACAGUUGUCUGUGGAUAUUAAAUUUAACCGUAUUUUCACAGUUUGGAAAGGUGCACAGAAGACAGUAAUGAAAUAAUUUAAGACACAAUCUGGGGCAUACAUGAAAUAUGUUAGAAUCUUUUUAAUUGUCAUGUGCCAUUUUUUUCUCUUCUUUUGUUCACAAAUGCCAGAUUGACAUGUCAUAGACACUACAUUUUCCCCAGUGGCUGCAGCCUGAAACAGUGGGGCUUUUUUUCAGUUGUGUGGGGAUUUUUUUCUUAAGUUAGAGCUUGUUUAAGUGUUCUUUUUCCACAGUAGAAAAAUCCUUUUUAUUGUAUAAAAUUGAUGUUGCCAAAUCUGGCUUUUUAUAAAACCAGUGCUCUUGAAAUGUAAGAUACUGAUUGAAAUGCCAGACUGAUGGGUUAGGAAAUGACCUGCUUGAGUCAACUGCCAAAUGAUAAACAAAUACAGCUUCAGCUUGUAUGUUCCCUUUUUUAGAAAGUAUUCAAUUUUCUAAUGCCAAAACCAACAGUGUGAGUGGCUAAGCUACAAGGUGCACCAUGCACAGGCUUGUGGUCUACUAAUUUAAAGGCAGUUUAAAUCUCUCCAUAGAGAUUGUUUUCUGUAACACUAUCAAGGCACCUUUAGUUGUAUAACAAGAAAUUAUUGAUGAGAGAUCACAUUCAGGAAUCUUUCUUUGUAAGGUUGCUUGUUAACUAACUAAUUCACAGACAUUUGAUAGGUAUUCAUGCAAAAUAGCCUCUCUCAAAGUUCUUCAGAAAACAUUUUUUUAAUGUAAAUGAAACAGUGAGAAAAUCAUUCUUGAAAUUUUAAUGUGCAAUUUUUUGACAACAAAAACGCAGCACACAUUGACGAGCCUUUAUUCUGCAGCUUAGGUUGAAAGGUGUUUUUUGGCUAGGUGCAUGACUGCUAGCAAGCUAUGGAAAACUCUGGAGUUCAGAUGUGUAAUUGGAUUAUCUGUGGCACUAGAGUGCACUUAACACAGAAAUUGCUGCCUCAUAGCAGUGGAAGGGAGAUGAAGAAAAGAAUGGCUUAUUAGUUGUUUACUGAAGUUAACAAUAAAUACUAAUGACACGUUUGUCAUCCAUAACCCUCCCAACUCCAAAACAACAAUACAAGCAGUUGCUAUUUUUGCUCUCUCUUAAAACACCUUGUAAUUUAAAACUGGUUGUAGGUAUAGUGCAAUUAUGAAUGCUAUAAUCAUUGUACAUACAUCUAUAUAUAUAUAUGGCAGCAUCCAUAUUGGCUUUGUAAUCAUUAAUUUUUGGCAAAUUGAAUGUGCUGUAUUGAUAUGUAUCUAUGUAAUUGUAUUGUAUGUCUUAUACCUAAUUCACAUUUUAAAUAAUGUUAUUUUAUUUACUUUUUUAAGAGAGAAGAAUGUAAAUUUUGUCAGUUUAUUUCUGACUAGGGAUUUGUUGUUGUUUUUUAUUUACAAAUCAAAGAAAAAAUUUACUAUAGUACAGAGCGGUACUAGCAUUGUGCUGUGUAAAAUCAUUUGCACAUUCCUGAAUAGACACCCAGACAGAGGCCAUUCACAUUCAAAGUAUCGCUACAGUCUUGUGAGGGCUUUAUACAGGUGUAAAAACCAGUUUUCUUAGAAGAGUGUAAUGCCGUUGUAUCCAGGAUUGGAACAUCAGCUUUUAAAUAUAAAGUUAAUUUAUGUUUGGCAGAUUCACGUUAGGUUACUUCUGCUUUUCUAAUAGGCUUUAUUAGAAAAGUAAGAUUAGUUCAAACCAUUGUACCUAAGUACCAAUGAGUACACGCUGUUGUCCUAAACAUGCCAUGAAAAAUUACAGAGCAUCAGAUCAAACAGUCCUUCAGAAACCUUGGAUAUAACAACAACCUAAAAGUCACUAUUGUUAAUGAGUUUAAGGAGUUAACACAUUUUAUUUAAUAAAGCGAAAGCAGUUAGAACUAGGUUAUAAAAAGUGACACUGACAUUCUGAAUAGGGGAUCAGAGCAGUGACUCUUACAUGUACAGCAUAACAAAAUUGGUCCUGAUCUUGCUAUAAACGCAACAGAACUUCUGUUUUCACAGUUCCACUGUCAGUAAUAUUCCUUCUCCUAACCGGGGGAAUGCAUUAACCACACUGGAUUCCGUGCUUUAAAUGGAACUGUAGCCAAAACAAAAAAAAAAAAAAAAAAAAAAAAAGAAAAAGAAAAAGAAACCAAAAAAAACCAAAAACCCAAACCAGACAAUGAUGUCUAACAAAGGGUUGGGCUUGUUUGGAUUUUUUUUUUUUAAUUUGUUUUCUUUACUUAGGAGAUAUUGGGUGGGGGGGAGAAGGAAACAUGGUUCUGAGAUUUGUAGAAAAACAAAAGUUUACUCAUGCUUUACAGUUACAUUGUCAGUGCAAAAGUUUUCAAGAGCGCGUGCCACUGGGCUGCUUCCGGUAUAUUCUAGGUAAGUUGAACCUGUGGCAAUGUUCAGAUCAUUUGGGCAUGUUCUGCAGGAAAAAAAAAAAAGAAAUUGGGUAUGUCAAGGCAAGCUUUACAUGAAUCACCUGACACAGCAUUGCAGUGUGACAGUUUACAAAAACAUUUCCUUUCUAAAUGACACAGCUGUUCCCACUUGCAGUAUAUUCCAUUGUGGUGGUAGUGGUGGUGGUGUUGCUGUUGUUUUAAUCGGUGGUUUCUACUAUGCCUUAUAGUGCUUGAGUCCACAAGUUUGUGCCUCCUAACAUGAAACUGAAGGCAAAAACAUCCAAGACAAGAAAUCCUUUUAACUUUGCCAAAAUUGUGUGAUUUCUUUGAAUGUCAUAAGUGGGGGAGGAGGGAAGGAAAACGUCUUGGGAACCUGUGUAUUCUAGAUGUUCACUAGCACAAAAAAGCUGUAAUACGUGUUUUACAGAAACCUUAAGCUUGCCUUUUUCACAGAGUAACUGGCGCUGUCCUUACAUACAUAGGAUGAUGCAGCUAUAAGGGCAGUUUACUUUUUGUAAUUCAGACUCUUUUGAUUAUCAAGGUGUAUGGACUGUAAUUUUUAAUCAUACUGCCACAUGAUUGUGAAUCACAUUUUUAAGUUUCAAAGUGGAGAAGAGACUUUUUAUGCUGGAUAUCAGUCAGAGUUGACUGCAUGACUUGCAAAAACUUUAAGCAGGGGGAAAAGGGCUGCAUCUAAAGACAUUGCUAGACUCCCAGCCUUUGGUCGUAAGGUGCAGAAGACUUUCCGAUUACUCAACCUCACGACCCUUUCCUUAUUACAUAUUCGUCACAAAAGAAUGAAAUAUUAGGAGAAAACAAAGACAUAUUACCCACAUAAAAAAAUAUAAAAUUUAGCCAAGUAGUUUAUUUUAUGUGCUGCUGUUCUUGGAACUCUGUGCAUGAUUAUCCUGCAGGCUGUUGCGAUAGUGACCUAACGAAGCGUGCACAGCAUAUUAACAAGGCCUACAAAUGACCUACCUCUAGCUAAGAGACCAGUAAAGUAGCUAUGUUUUGGAGAGACGAUCACAAUUUAGGAAACUCAAAUGUCCUGGUGUAGGUAAUAAACUAUGGUAUUUUAGAAAGUCACACUUUUGUAAAUAUGGUCCCUCUUUGGACAUAAACCGUAAAUUCUCAAUUCAGUGUACAUUAAACAACUAAAGCAUCUGUCCCUGUCCAGUUUGUUUGUUUAGUAGAGAUUUUGCAAAAAACAUACCUUUAGUUUGAGAAGAGGAGCUACCAGUAUUUCCUCUUUUGGGCUUUUAGUUACCCAUAACAUUUUGAGUUUUAGCAGUCAAACCAGAAACAUUUCUGCAUAGUCAGGAGUACAUUGAGGGUCACUAUUUAGCUAGUUAAAGGAAUUUUCACUCAAGCUUUUUCACAGCAGCUGUGCUGCAGGGAAGGAAGGAAGGAAUAGAAGGGGAUUUGGAAGAGUGUGAAAAAUGUAAAGUCAAAUGGAUCUUGCUGUAAAUCUGUUGGUUUGUUUCUCUUCUGUCAAAAUACAGUCUAAGCUGAAGUCUGUUGCUGGAUUCCUCAUUUGCCAUGCUGCAGGAAAUCCUUAUUUGACCUUUUUUUUUCCUUUGGGCUGGGCAGGGAUGUCUCAGAUACAUUUUUAAACUUGCAGUAUUUAAAAAUAAAGAUCAUAUUUGCUGUUCUUAAAGUGUCAUUUAAAUGCAUGUACUGUGUGUUGUUUGAAG